AAGAAAAUGAUACCCGGGUGAAGUUCUAGUGAGGCUAUUUCACCACAGACUGUCAUUUCCAGCAGCUGCUUACCAUUGGAAAUCUGGACAGGCUUUUCUGAACUUUCAGAAAAAUGGGAGUCCCAAAAUUUUACCGCUGGAUCAGCGAGCGAUAUCCCUGUCUGAGUGAAGUUGUUAAAGAAUUUCAGAUACCAGAGUUUGAUUCAUUGUAUCUGGAUAUGAACGGGAUUGUUCACGUGUGUUCACACCCUGAAGAUGACAAUCCACAUUUCCGUAUCACUGAGGAGAAAAUUUUUACAGAUGUUUCACAUUACAUUGAGUUCCUUUUCAGGAUGAUUAAACCACGCAGAUGUUUUUUCAUGGCAAUUGAUGGCGUAGCUCCACGGGCAAAGAUGAACCAGCAGAGAGGCAGAAGAUUCAGGUCUGCCAGAGAGGCAGAAGAGCUUGAGAAGAAAGCCAGAGAGAAGGGAGAAAUCUUGCCAUCAGAGAAACGCUUUGAUUCUAACUGCAUCACACCAGGCACUCCAUUUAUGGCCAGGUUACAAGAAUAUCUUAAGUACUUUGUGGUACAGAAGAUCUCCUCAGACCCUCUCUGGCAGUCUGUACAGGUCAUUCUCUCUGGUCAUGAGACUCCAGGGGAAGGAGAACACAAGAUUAUGGACUACAUACGAUAUCAGAAGUCUCAGCCUGGCUAUGACCCUAACACUCGCCACUGUCUGUACGGACUGGAUGCUGAUCUGAUGAUGCUGGGUUUAGUGAGUCAUGAACCUCACUUCUGUCUGCUACGAGAAGAAGUGCGGUUUGGAGGAAAGAAAGACAAAAACAAGAGGCCAGCUACCCCAGAAGAGACGACUUUUCACCUCUUACAUCUUUCUCUCAUGAGAGAGUAUAUUGACUUUGAAUUCUCAUCUUUAAAAGAGCCACUGUCAUUUGACUAUGACCUGGAGAGGGUUAUAGAUGACUGGGUGCUGAUGGGAUUCCUGGUGGGGAAUGACUUCAUUCCUCAUCUGCCACACCUCCACAUUCAUCACGAUGGACUACCCCUGCUGUGGAGGACUUACAUGAAAGUGCUACCUACAAUAGAUGGUUAUCUGAAUCAAGGUGGCCAUCUCAAUCUACCAAGGUUUGAGAAAUUCAUGAAAGAAUUGUCAAAGUACGAUGUGGACACAUUCAGCGACCAGUUCCAGGAUCUGAAGUGGCUAGAGGGCAAGGUGGGAAAGGAUGGACGUGGCAAGAAAGGGAAGGGUCAGAAGGGCAAGAGUAAUAAGCAAGGCCAGGGUCAGACGUCUGAUGGGGCAGGAGGCAGCAAUCAGUUUGGGGUGCUUGUUAACCUCGCUGAUGAUGAUGAGGACUUCAGCAACCUCACCAAGGAUCCUCCAAAGUCAGCAGUGGCAGACUUGAUUGACCUGAACUCUAGACCUGACACGCCCGAUACAGAUGAUGGAGAUACAUUUGACAGCGAGUUCAAGAUGCACAAAGCCAACUACUACAUGACAAAGAUGAAUUAUGUAGAUGCCAGCAGGGAAGUGCUUCAGGAGCAGGCCAGGGGCUAUGUUCUGGCCAUACAGUGGAUUCUGCUCUACUACUUUGAGGGGGUUCCGUCAUGGAGCUGGUUUUACCCCCACCACUAUGCCCCCUACAUGAGUGAUGUCACAGACUUUGCUGACAUGAAGAUUGAGUUUGAGCUUGGUCAACCUUUCCUCCCCUUUCAGCAACUCAUGGCAGUCCUUCCUGCAGCCAGCAAGGAAAUUCUUCCUUUACCCUAUCAGGACCUGAUGACAAACCCCAAUUCUCCUGUGGUGGACUUUUACCCUGUCGACUUCACCACAGACCUCAAUGGCAAACUGCAGGAGUGGGAGGCUGUCGUCCUUAUACCCUUUAUUGACGAGAAACACCUGCUGAAGGCUAUGGAGCCAAUCAAUGCAGUGUUAACAGACGAGGAGAAAGCAAGAAAUCGGCAUGGCCCCCAUCGGCUGUUUGAAUAUAGCCCUGAACCUCUGGGUGAAUACCCGUCCCCUCAACCUGACAGCUUCCCGGACAUCAAAGUCAACAGGGCAAGAUGUACAGAUAUUCCCAUGUUUGAGUUCAGAGUUCCAUCAGAAAAGCUUUACAAGGGAUUGCCACCUGGUGUGAGACUUGAUGUCUACUUUCCCGGCUUCCCCACCAUGAAACAUAUAUCUCACAAGGCUCAGUUGAAGAAGGCAGGUGUGAAGGUGUUCCAGAUGAACAGUCGAGGGGAGAACAUGGUGGUUUCUAUCAUACGUGACACUGAAGAGUUAGCUACAGAGACCGUUGCUGCAGACAUGUUAGGGUGUCCAUGCUUUGCUGGAUGGCCACAUCUGUUUGAGGCUAAAAUUGUGGAAGUUAGUGAUGGGGAUAUGAGAUUUAAAUUGUCAGAGCCUCAGUCAUCCAGUAAAGGGAAAGCCCUCAAAAAUGUGGAGAUUAUUCACGAGCGUUUAUCGGAGAGUGACUCUGCCAUUUGGAGUCGAGAAGCUGGCUUCAUUAAAGAACAAUACUACGAAAAACGAGGUAUUGAAGUUGGCAGGACGUCAAUUUUGUUGAAAGCUCUUCCUGUGAUGGGUCGCAAGUAUGUAUGUACGAAUUAUGGGCAGGUAACUCUGGAGAAGCAGUGGGCCACCUGGCCUGUUGCCUUUGCCCUACAAGCCUGUGUGAAGAAUAUAUCCGUGCAUGACCCAUCCUACACACAGUUUACUAGCCUGGAAGAGUUAUAUGCCCCUUCUACACCAGUGUUCAUGUUGGGAUUCCCACACUAUGGCUGUCAAGGGGAGGUCCUGGAUGUGGACUCUAAGAUGGACGGUCGGAUCCGUGUGAGCGUUACCAUCCUGCAGGAGCCCAACCUACAGAAAAUUUGUGACAGAGAACAGUCCUUAUCAAUGCAGUACCUGCCUGGCUUCCACCUGGCUCAGCGUAUAGGCGUUAGUUCUCACCUGCUGUCACGCAUCACUGGAAGCAUCUUCAUGGCACGUGGCAGUCAAGACACACACAAGGAGGAGGAUCAUAAGGUCAACAUUGGCCUCAACCUCAAGUUUAACAAGAGGAAUGAGGAGGUACCAGGCUUCACCAAGAAAGUGGAAAACCAGUGGCUGUACUCCAACAAGGCCCUGGAUGCUGUCUCGCAGUACUUCAGAAGGUUUCCUCAACUGUUUGACUUCAUCAGCCGUCAAGAAAGAGGUGGACCUGAUUUCUACUUUGAAGAGGACGUCUUCCCUUCUGGCAGCAAAGACAGUUUACAGAAGGUGUCUGAGUUCUUGAAAACCUUACCUUGUUAUGAUGUGAAGCCAAUGAAAGCUGGUGCUGAAAUUGUGGAUGAGCUCAUGAUCAAAGAGAUAGAAAAAGAAGUAGACAGGAUAAAGGCUGUGAACAAAAAGAAGAGGAAAUCAGUGAAGAUGCAGGUGAAACCACACCUCCUGUUCAGGCCUGUCUUCCUGCACGGUGGCAUAAUCCCUGACCCCGAGGUGACCUUCAUGCUGUUUGACCGUGUGGUGAACAUUCGAGAAGGCUUCUCCGUGCCGUUUGGGCUGCGGGGAACAGUGGUAGGCAUCCACCAUGCACAGAAAGAAGCAGACACCAUGUAUGAGGUCAUCUUUGAUUCCGAGUUUCUGGGUGGGAUAACAGUCAGGUGUUCACCUGGUCGAGGUUACCGCUGUGCGUCCAACUGUCUCAUCAACAUAUCCCAUGGGGAGAGGAAGGAGAGGGUCAAACAGAUCGUUCAGGGCUCGGCUAACUGGUCUUCCUCGCGUACAGACAACAAGGGAAGCAACUCCAGCCUGUCCUACGCUAUGGCUUCUGGGAGCAGAGGGGAACAGGCGGGAAACAGCUAUUCCUCCCUUAAGAAUGGCCUGGCAUCCAGGCAAACUGGGAAUCAGAACAGUAAUAACAGCAUAGGUCGUGAGGCAGACUUCGGCUCUCGGUCUUCAGCGCAGUUUAGUUCAGCUCGUGUCACAACUAACCAAACAAGUCGCAAAGGCACAGGACAGACUCAGUCCAAUAAAGCCAAAGGGAUUUCAUCAGAAUUUGCUGACAUGUGGAAAGAAAUCCAGGCAUCCACAGAGGCAAAGUCCUCCCCUAAGAAAUCGGGCGUGUCGCUGUCACAGGCAGCUCGUGUUCUGGAUGGCCAGUACCCAGAGAAACAACAGCGCCAUGGAAUUCCUCCACAAAGCACACCCAAAGCAGAGAAAGAUCUGCUGAAUCGGCAGUUUGAGGAGGCUGACAAGCGACAGGGUGUACCUCCCUCUGACGCAACUUCAACUAGCCAAUCAGGUGCUAUGACCAAAAUUGAUAUCCAGUCAUUGUUUGGUAAGGCAUCUUCCAGUGCUCCUGACCCAAAUGUCAGUGAGUUUGCAGCAAUGAUGAACUCUCUGGAAAUUGCUGGGGCUGCUCAAGGCUUGUCAGAUGGUUCAGUAGCGAAUGUGAAGGGCAGCUCAGAAGAUGGGACAGGGGCUGGCCUUGUGGAGAGGCAAAAGUCAUUAAUUGUAGAUGACACGUUAGGACAGAGGACUUCCCCUGUCUCACCAAGUUCCCAACAGGCACUGUCUGGGCACAGCUAUGGGAGACAACUCUCUGUUCAGGAGCUGUUUGCAGGUGCUAAGCAGUGUGCUAGCAAAGCACCAGCAUCUCCUACGUCUUCACUUCUGCCUGCGUCAGUAGUUGGAGAACACACUCCAGAGCAUCAGGUCCAGCCAAUCCAAGACUUGGCAUCAACAGCUAGAGGAGAUUACCCUCUCGAAGCUCAGGUUCGGCCAAUACCAGACUCUGCACCAGCAGUGAGAGAACAUCCACCGCCAGAGUCUGCUCCAAAGAUCUCCAGUCAUCCUGCAAAUUCCCGACAGCUGGUACCUCCACUUCCUGUGGUCAACCAGUUGUUAGGAAUGCACCCUCCGGGGCUGGCCCCUACAGCCAUCCCUCCCCCGGCCCUGCUGCACCCGACGCUCCCUCUUCCAUCCGUUCCACCCCACUCGGGCCCUCAUCAGAGGGUUGUCCGAAACCCUGUAAUGGAGCUGCUGGAAUUGUGCAAUUCUUCAGGAAUGGGACCUCCUAAAUAUGAUUACACAUCCUCACAGAAGGGACAAAUUGCAGCAUAUGUUACUUUGUCAACGGGUCAAAAGUUCCAUGGGUCUGUGUGUAGUACAAGGGAGGCGGCUUCAGAGAGUGCAGCGAGUAUGACCCUCAGACAACUGGAGAAGAUGUCAUUCAACAUGAUGAUGAUGGGCAUACCUCAGCCCCCUGGUCUACAAGGACCCAGGUGGCGGCCCAACUUGCCGUUCUCGCCUAACUCAGCAUUUAGUCCUGUCCAGCCAAGGUUUGGUGUUCCGUUCCUUCCUCCCGGACAAGCGCAGUUCACUCACCCUCCACCCAACUUCUUCCAACCUCAUUACCUUCCACAAAUGCCGACUGGAGCAGGAUCAGAUGCUGGUUAUCACCACGGUUACUCGCGACAACUAAAGCCAGCAGAUCACGUGACCUCGUCUGGUCAGCAGAAGGAGGGAGAGCGAGGGACGGCGAGUAACCCGUUCAUACCGCUACAGGUUAUACAAAAACAGAAGUCCCCUCAAAAGCCCAUGAGAUCAUCCCAAGACAGGGGAGAGAUUCCUGCCUAUCCGACCUCAUCAGAAACGACGGUACCUAAAUCUUCACUUACAACUGCUGCAGCUGAUGGUGUCCCUCUUCCAUCAGUACUGACGUCGUCUAACUCAGCGCAGGCGGCUUCUAACUCAUCACUAACGGUGUCUAACUCAACACAGGCAGCGUCAAACUCAGCACAGCGGGUUCCUCACACAGCCGCUCCUGCAUCAAGGGCAUCAACCCAUAAAAGUCCUGCUGCUCACAAGGAAAAGACAACUGCUCCACAGUCUGACUCCGGUAGUAAACCUCAACCCAAACGCACAAAAUCUAGACUGGCAGCCAAAUUUAACUUUCCAAACUGACCGAGAGGGAACAUAUUUUAUUUUAGGCUUUAUGUAUUUGGCUCAAAGACCUAUUAUUUUGUGAUAAAUGUUUUUGGCAUAUAGGUACAGUGUAUGUGGAACCUCAGUGAUUAAAAGCUCUGAUAAGUGUACUUGGAAAUAUGAAGUUUAGUUUGGCUCCAUUAUUGUGAUAUUCUUUAUAUCUGCUGCUAUUGUUCUUUUUCUUUUUUUUUUGUGAGGAAGAAAAAGUUGUUGUUACAUAUGAGGUUCCACAUGCCUGGAGUAAGUUUAUCCACCCUUUUUGCAUGCAAAUGUGAAGUGUAUCCUUUAUUUGAAGGCUGAUUGUCAAAGGCAUGCUCAGAAUUGUGAUGUCAUUUGAAUAUCUUGUAGCAGUUAUGAAGUCAACAGUUUAGAUACAAAAACCAGGGGUGGUAAAUUGAGACGUUUUGUCAGUGCUUAAACUUGCGAAUAGAUAUACAUGCAUAUGUAUAUGUAGGUGUAAGUAACACUGCGUUCAAUAUCUGCCUUCAGUUUAAAUGUUAGCGAAGUUGUGUCUUUUAAAUGUUUUUGCCCGUGAAGUUUUACUGUACUUUUGGUGAUAUUUUAUAUGAUCAAAGGAUUUUUUAUGCUUUUUAUGGUAGGAAAGGAUCUAACUGUAUUUGAUGAAAAUAUCACUUAAAAAACAAUUUUAAAUGAAGACCACACAUGUUGUUUAUCAGUCACAUCAGUAGGUGUCUCUAGAUUUGAUAGUAUAUGUAAAUUGUCACAUACAUGUGUGUAGACUUAGAAGAGAGUGUAUUGUGUCAAAUCCACCAACUUGGCUUUGCAAUAUUUUUUUCUGACGACGAGUAAUGUUUUAUCUGUAUUAUGAAAGGACAAUAAAUUUUAUUUGAAUAGAUAUUCAUCAUUUUUAAGAAUGUGGAAGAAGAAACCGUGAUCAGAAUCACUUCAUGAUUUAAUUGCUAACAAUGUGUGUUUUUUAUGGAAAUAAAAUAUUCUGUGUUGCUGAUCUAUCAUCCAAACAGUGACUAUUUAUGUAUGCUCAUUGUAACUCUUGUAUUGCCUGGGAACCAUCCACACCAGCGGCGCUAGAUUUAUUUCUUCUUCUCCCAGCAAGCGUCUAAAAACGGUGGCUCUUUGUUCUGUUUUCAGUUGACUGUAACUGAUUACAUUGUUCUGUGUCAGUUCACUGUAUUCAGUUACAUUUUCCUGUUUUAGUUCACUGUAACUGAUUACGUUAAGAUCUCAUCUGAUGUGAUGCAUGCAGUAUGACUAGUAAGUCUUCACGUACAGGUAUGAAAUAAACAAUAAAGUUAUCAUUUGUAA
Messenger RNA from Liolophura sinensis, 7250 nucleotides. RefSeq names its product 5'-3' exoribonuclease 1-like. The transcript is spliced from 40 exons. The record is from RefSeq and is a predicted model, not a curated record. Gene Ontology annotation, molecular function: RNA binding; 5'-3' RNA exonuclease activity. NCBI's taxonomy places the organism in Eukaryota, Metazoa, Mollusca, Polyplacophora, Chitonida, Chitonidae. Gene Ontology annotation, cellular component: nucleus. Gene Ontology annotation, biological process: nuclear-transcribed mRNA catabolic process; rRNA catabolic process. Bases 114 to 5945 code for a protein of 1943 amino acids.